AUGUAUAAUUUAAGCUUAAAAAAUGUGACAUUCAUUGUUUGCAUUGUCCUAGUCAUUUGUUCUUCUAACAUGGAGACUUGUAAUGCAAGAAGAGUUGGAAGACAUUGGAGACAAUCUCUGUACAAAAAAAAGGGAAAAAGCCAUAGCUCAAGUCACAAAGGUUACAAGUACAAACACAAAACCCGGCCUCCAUUGCCGCCAGCUGGAGCUGUAAAAAGCCCUCCUCCGGCAGUUCCACCGCCGUCAUUGCCGCCAGCUGGAGCUGUGAAAAGCCCUCCUCCGGCAGUUCCACCGCCACCAUUGCCGCCACCGGAAGUUGGUCCUAUUCAAGAAAAUGAACAUAAUGUUUUUCAUGUCUUGGAUUUUGGAGCCAAAGGUGAUGGAAGCACAGAUGACACCAAGGCAUUCCAAGCUGCGUGGGCAGCUGCUUGCAAGGUUGAAGCCUCUGUAAUAAAUGUUCCCGCAGAAUAUGUAUUUCUGGUGGGCCCCAUUUCGUUUUCCGGCCCAUACUGUCAGCACAACAUUGUUUUUCAGUUGGAUGGCACAAUAAUUGCCCCCAAAAGCUCGGGCCCUUGGGGUUCGGGCCUUCUCCAAUGGCUCGAGUUUUCCAAACUUGUCGGGCUCACAAUCAAAGGGAGCGGCUUAAUAGAUGGAAAUGGGGCCGUUUGGUGGGAAAGCUCUCCUUUUGACGAAGAUCCUCUUGAUGAUCAAGCCAAAUUAAUCUUCCCUUUGAACUCCACAAUUAUCACACAAAAGCCUCCAAUGCCCAUAGAAAGCUCGCUUGGUGGCAAAAUGCCGAGCAUAAAACCGACUGCACUUAGGUUUUACGGGAGUUUUAAUGUAACAGUCACUGGCAUCACAAUCCAAAACAGCGCGCAGUGCCAUCUAAAGUUUGACAACUGCAUUGGAGUGUCUGUGUACAAUUUUACGGUUUCGUCCCCGGGCAACAGCCCAAAUACUGAUGGAAUACAUUUGCAGAACUCCAAAGAUGUGCUCAUUCGCAGCUCAAAUCUUGCUUGCGGGGACGAUUGUGUAUCGAUACAAACGGGAUGCACAAACGUGUACAUACACAACAUUAAUUGUGGCCCUGGACACGGCAUUAGCAUUGGAGGACUCGGAAAAGAUGACACAAAGGCUUGCGUGUCAAACAUAACCGUCCGAGAUGUCAUAAUGCACAACACCAUGAAUGGAAUCAACUAUGAGAACAUACGCGGAACUUACACUGUAAAACCCCUUCACUUUGCGUGCAGUGAUAAUGUCCCCUGUACGGAUGUCACCCUCACGAACAUUAAACUAACUCCACAACAAGAGGGUUACCACAUGAUUAACGACCCCUUUUGCUGGCAGACUUUCGGCCAGCUUUUCACUCCCACAUUCCCUCCGGUUCUGUGCUUGCAGAUUGGAAAACCGUCUAGCAACAAGAUUUUGGGUGAUCAUGAUUCUUGUUGA
Striga asiatica is the source of this 1449-nucleotide messenger RNA. The record is from the annotation of a GenBank genome assembly. NCBI's taxonomy places the organism in Eukaryota, Viridiplantae, Streptophyta, Magnoliopsida, Lamiales, Orobanchaceae.